AUGACUUUCCACAAAUUCCUCCUCGUCGCAUUGAUCGUCGGCCCAAUUUUCGUAUUGGCUCGACCAAGCCAAGACUCGAAAUGGCAAAAUGAUCAAGAACAAAACGAUAAUCAAAAUGGAAAUGGAUGGGGAAACGGACAAAAUGAAGAUGGAUGGGAACAUGGACAAAAUGGACAGGGCCAAAAUGGACAUGGACAUGAAGGAAAUGAUAACGAUGGAUGGGGACAAAAUGGACAAAGAGGAAACAAUGGAAAUUGGAAUGGAAAUGGAUGGGAUGAUAGCUCUGAUAGCUCUGAUAGCUCGCGAGAUUCCAAUAGCAAUGAGCAUGGAAAUGGACAAAACAGACGGUGUUAUUGUCCAUUCAACUUUGGAGAUUUCACCCAGCGAGCCUGUGCCCUUGAUUGGAUCUCUCACUCUAAAGUCACCGGCACCGGCAAAAAAGUGAUCAUCAAUGGAAUCAAGUACAAACAGUACACACUUCAGCACAUCCAGGUCUACAAAGGUGAAGCCAGUCUGCCAACAAGCCUCUUUGUCCCUAAGGGAAGCUGUGGAAUCAAUCUCAAUAACAAGAAGGAUUAUCUCUUGAGUGGCAAUCUUAUUAACGGAAAUCAACUCACCGCCACCAGUUGUACGCAACUUUUCGCCAAGAAUUCCCCACAAUGGAAGCAGGUACCAAAGAAUUUGAUCAAGAAGCUCGAGAAUCUCACUUGUCCAUCGACUACUGCUUUUCCAUCAACAGUUACAACUGGAUCUUUCACUUCUCCAACCUCUGAGGGAUCCUCAACCACAGAAAGUGGAUCAACUAUUAGUGGAUCAACUGCUAGUGGAUCAACUUUUCUCCCUACUGGAUCCACUUCUGAAACCUCAACAUCAACUGGUGCAGUGACAACCACUCAAGAAUCAGCUGCCGGAUCAGCUGCCGGAUCAGCUGCCGGAUCAGCUGCCGGAUCAGCUGCCGGAUCAGCUGCCGGAUCAGCUGCCGGAUCAGCUGCCGGAUCAGCUGCCGGAUCAGCUGCCGGAUCAGCUGCCGGAUCAGCCGCCGGAUCAGCCGCCGGAUCAGCCGCCGGAUCAGCUCUUUUCUAUAAGUUUUCGUUGAAAGUACACAAGGGAACUUCAACCGAUGUUGCAAAAGUUUUUCUCAAUGUGAGAGGCAAUCUUGAAGAGAUUCCAUUUCCGAAAACUGAUUACGAUUUCUACGAACAAGCCGUCCUUCGCAAGUUCAUCUUUGCUCCGGUCGAUUACUCUCAUUUCGGGAGUUUACAAGAAUCGAAAAGUGGAAGAAGUCUGGCGUUUCUUGAAAAAUUCCCAAAAACAUUGCGCAUUCAUGAAUUGGAUUUUUCACCGGUUCCCAAAUUCUCGGACAAUCAACAACGAUAUUUCAAUCGAUGGCUAGAGACUUUGUUUCUUCGUAUAAAGCCGAAAUACUUGACCUUUCGUUGGUCCAAAAGCUUCUCAAUCACAACUCCAUUGUGUCUCGAGAUGUGUUUCUUUAAAGCAUCGACUGAUAUCGAUAAAUACACGGAGAUGAAUCAAUCGCAGACAAUGGAUCUGAAGAUGCAGUUCGACUCCGAUUUGUUCAUAACAUUUUUGGAGGGUUUGCAACUUCGAAAAGUUCGAAUGAAUGGCGGUGGAUGUGUUUUCGCGAAAUUUCCAGUUGAUGUAGAGAGUCGAAGCAAGAUUCUCGAGAAGCUCACAUCAAAUUGGGUUGGAAUUGAAAAAUUUACGAAGCUUCGUCAAGAAUUGCCAACAAAUGACAGAAAAAUGGUUCUUUUUCUGAAAGAUUGGAAGAAAGCGCUUGAGAUUCGAAUCACUCAUAAACCAAAACCGAGCACAAUUGGAAGUCAUUUUCAGAAAUUCGAUACAGCUUACUUAGUU
Molecule: messenger RNA, 1875 nt
Organism: Mesorhabditis belari
Lineage: Eukaryota; Metazoa; Nematoda; Chromadorea; Rhabditida; Rhabditidae
Source: the annotation of a GenBank genome assembly